AUGUUCGCCUCCAAAGCCGCGUCGUUCUUCACCCUUGUGGCCGUCGUAACGACGGCCACAGCCAGCGAGCACGGCUCCUUCAACAAUCGGGCCCACGACAUCUUUCUUCGUGCGGCGCCUUGUGCUGCGGGAAGCUACGCCAACUCUGCUGGGGUAUGCACUCCUUGCGAGCCCGGCAACUACUGUGCUACCGCUGGCGCGAGCAAGAAGCAAUGCAACAGCGGCACGUACCAACCAGCCUCUGGUCAGACCUCGUGUAUCCCCGCCACGAACGGUAGCUAUGUCCCCAACAAUGGAGCCACGUCUUCAACGCCAUGCGCUGCCGGAAGCUAUCAGCCCCGCGCUGGUCAGAACUUCUGUUAUGGUGCCCCGUCUGGUCGUUUUGCUAGCCAGCCUGGGAUGAGAGGCGUCUGCGGCGCGUGCUGUGGCUGGACGACUACCCAAACCAACUACAACACGGGCGUGGUCAAAUGCUCGGGUUCGACUCCGUUUUCUGGUCGUGCUUCUGGCUCGGGUUGUGUUUCGACGCGUCAAGGUUGUGACCCAGUUGCGACUUGCGCGCAGGCAGCGAAUGGAGCUUGCCCCGACCAAUCAUUCGAAUUCGUCGGGCCGGCCCCAACACCGUUGUCAAGAGUGAUCCAAGUCUUCAACACUAACACCAACGCUCCGUUGGGUUACGUUUCACAGACCCAAGGAACAUAUGCUGCCUACGGUCUUUUCGUGAUCGAUGCCGACCCAGCCAACGCCAUCCUCUUCGACAUUCAAUUAGACCCAUCUCUGCAGAGUGGAAGUCAGCUGAAUAUCAAGGCCACGACAACGACAUAUGCUGCCACUUAUCCGUUCAUGGGAGGUAUCGUUGGGGUGGCGUCUGACUCGAACGACUUUGCAUCUGGAAGCUCAAACUAUGCAUAUGUUCAAGGCACUUCUCAGACGUCUCCGAAUGCUCCCCCUCAAAGCGUCCCCAACUCCUUCCCAUCGCCCGCGAGCUCUGAAUCUGCCAUUUGGUCCUUUGAUCGCACAUCACUGGUCGUCCAACCGGUCUGGGUCAAUACCGAUGGAACCAAACCAACAACGUUCCUGAUGUACGUGGAUCAAACCACUUCCAUCGCGAUAACCGGAGACGUGCAAGCGUUUUCUGACCGCUUUGGUGGCGCUUCGGCAAUUUACUUCAAAUAUAUCCCUUAG
This is a messenger RNA of Mycena indigotica, 1185 nucleotides long. RefSeq lists its product as uncharacterized. The record is from RefSeq and is a predicted model, not a curated record. The transcript has 11 exons. NCBI's taxonomy places the organism in Eukaryota, Fungi, Basidiomycota, Agaricomycetes, Agaricales, Mycenaceae. Bases 1 to 1185 code for a protein of 394 amino acids.